GUUUGUAGAGAAAUUUCCUUUGAAUCAUGUACAACAUUAUCAUCAAAAGAAAUUUUACACACAACUAAAUUGGAUGUUGUCCUAACUAAUAAAGGACUUCAAAUAUACGGAACAUGGAGCACAGAAAAAUUACUAAAGUUAUUAACAAACAGACUUAAACAAUGCAUUCAUGUGCAAUCAAAUACACUGAAAAUGAUUUCUAAUGGAAUAAGUGAUAAAAGAUUAUGGAUCACUGUCUAUAGUGGCUUAUAUAGUAUUAGCGUUUUAAAGGAAUUAAGAAUGAAAGGUAUGCCCAUAUACAGCAUCAUAAAAGCGAUGAAACUGGGCCUCAUCAGUCUUAGCUAUUGUGAACUUCUUUAUUUUAGAGAAUUUCAUAUAGAACCACAUAAUUUGGAGUUCAAAGAAAUGUGGUUCAAUACAUUUAACGACAGGCUGAUUUUAAAUUUAAGAUCUACAGGUUUAAGUGAAAUAAAUUGUUGGAAUAUUAUCAUAUACGGAGUAGUACUUCAAACUCCAAUUAUUCUUCGCCAUUUAAUUUUAAGUGGCAUUGAUGUUCCUGGUAUUUUAAAUUGGCAAUCCCCCUUUAAUUUUGCGUCAUCUAAAGUAAUUAAAUUUUUGAAACACAUUGGAAUAGAAGAAGAUGUCAUACAAUUAGUAGAGCAACAUGGAAUCGACGAAGAAACUGAAGAAAUGUUAACUGAUUUAGGACUUGACGAAAUGGAAACAAAAUUUUCAAUUACGGAGGAAUUAAUAUGUGAAUGCAAUUUAACUAUAUUGGAACCAACCUGUAGUUGUCUGGAAAUAACACAAGAGAGUUGCAGGACAAAUAGCUCCAAAAGCAGUUUCAGUUUUCCUAGUCGACCAGAUUGUUACCAACAAUAUGCUUGUCGAUGUCACAUCUUAGCAAAAAAUGAAACAGUACAUGAAUUAACAGCACAGCAAAAUGAUUACUUAAGACAAAAUAUCAUGGUACCAUUAUCAUGGGCGGUGGCUAAAACUUUAGAAUACAAUCCAUCAGAUCCAGUACAUUUCAUAGGAUAUAAAUUAUUGCAAUGGACUUGCAACAACAUUUCUCAAACGGAGAAAGACAAGCAUCAACAAUUAAUUGCAUUAUCUACUAUAAAAAUGGAUCAUAAACUUAUUGAUAAAAAACAUUUAGAAAAAGAGGGAUUAAUUAAAACUCUGAAUCAAAAGGCUAUAAUAAGAAAUAUCCCUUGUAAUAUUUGUAAAAAUCAUCAAGAGUUAUAUCGUAUUGAAAAACAAUGUUGGAAAUGCGUAUUGAGACCAAUUAGAAAAUUGGAAAGUUGUGAAUUUCCUGAUAUAUGCAGUUCAUGUAAAAUCAAUGUAUCAGACGAAGAUGGCAAUGCGUGAUUAUUAUCUUAUUUGGAGCAUCUUAACAACUAAUAAAAAUGUCUAUAAAAGAUAGAUAUUUAAAAGGCUCUUUAGAAAAAGAUUCUUUAAAAAACUCGUUUAUUUUGUAAUUUGCCUUGUACAUUUGUUCCAAGAUUAUUGAAAUGGUGCAGUGUAAUUCCAUGAAAGUGUUACAUGGAACAGAAUGGAAUGAAUAAGUAUUAAAUUCAUUUCGUCGCAAUACAAAAAAGACUCCAAAUACAUUGUGGCAGUGAAUCUAAUUACAGUCCGUCUUAAACAUAUGACAUUAUGUUACAUUUGUAUGGAUUUUUAUAUUACGUUAUUAGCAGUUCUAAAAUAAAAUUAUAUAUAAAAUUUCGAUUAUAUUCACUAAUGAUAUUAAUGACGUGGAUAGCCUUAAUUAUAAUACGUAUACAUGAGUUUUUAUAACAUAUAGCGUCCAAAAGAAUCGCAUGUUUAAUUUUAUUACAAGAUCCUCUUUUGUGAUUAUCCUAUAUGAUACAGUAAUUAACAAUAUAUAUCUUUUUUUUCUUGCUGAAAUUUUCUUUGUCGAGUGUAACUGUUAAACAAUUAUUAGUUUAAAAUGUAUGAUAAACAAUGCUGGUUUUUUGAAAAAGCAUUGUCCUUGUUCGUCGUUAGAUAAAAUAGGUUUCAUGCUUGCGAACAUAAAAACGAAUGAGUUUAUGAAACAUUCUCUAUAUGUUUAUCAUAAUAACAGUCAUUUAAAGCAUAAAAUCCGCGUUCCUUCUCUGUAUAAUCGCAUUUAGAAUGUCCCUGUACAUAGAAUAUAAGAAUGAUUUCUGCAGAUUUAAUGAUUCAGGUACUACUGUAAUGAAUCAAUGAUAUAGACUAUUUGUGUUGUAAAUACAUUAAAAUGAGUAAUAAAAGUAAAGGCAGUGUUUGUUAAAUUCCA
Messenger RNA from Bombus impatiens (common eastern bumble bee), 2284 nucleotides. RefSeq lists its product as uncharacterized. The transcript has 5 exons. NCBI's taxonomy places the organism in Eukaryota, Metazoa, Arthropoda, Insecta, Hymenoptera, Apidae. The record is from RefSeq and is a predicted model, not a curated record. Bases 193 to 1371 code for a protein of 392 amino acids.